AUGGACGACAAAUCCCCGACACGCAAACGCAUCACUCGAAGGAAUGGCCAGCUAAAGGCGGGUGGAAGCGGAAGCGGAAAUAAUGAUGAAAAGCAGAAUCAAAGCGCGGACGGCGAUAGCGACAGCGGCGAUGAUACAUUUGAGAGAGCCGUGGACACGCCGCUCGAUCCUAAACCGCCCUGGAAACCCGGAGGAGCCCAUGUUGCCUCUGAAAGGACGAGGGUAAGCAGAUUGGAAGCUCAGCGACCGAGGUCGCAACCCUCGCAAUCCUUGCGGACAGUGUCGACAGUUUCUACAAGACCUUCAACCUCAGCUGCUGGGACAUCUAGGCCUUUCUACCCCUCUGGUUAUAUUACCCCCAUUCCUAUACCACGGAACGAUUUCCAGGUGCCUAGCUAUAUGAAACCCACGGAAGCAUACAAGCAGAAGACCAAGCCACGAGAACCGAAACCAUCGACACUUCCUCUUAUAAUCACCUCUAAUAACGUUGAAGAUCAUUCUUCAGAAAGACCACGCGAAGCUACGCAAAACCCAGUAAUACAGCUCCAGAAAACUCUCGCGCAAGGUGGCAAAGCCCCUAGAAAUACUCCAGAUGUGCGCCCAAACAAAUCGCCGGAAAACGUCGGUACCAGCAACGGUAAAGAAGUAGUCAAGGAUGAAGAAGAAACGGAACCUCAAAGGUCACCAUUGAGGCACCUAGAAAAUUCGGAAUCCCCCCCUGCGUGGAAUAACGGCUAUGGGCCACGAUCGCCGUACCGUGGCCCUGAAGACUUUGGAAUACCCUUGCGGCCAGAAUUGUGGGCGCAUUUGGGAACUUCAAAAUCGAAACAACCAACACUCCAUGGUGGGAAUUCCGAGUCUCCUAGGGGGUAUGAAUGUUCAAGUAGUCAACCAGGAGUACGACAGCGGCUCUUCUCGAUUGGGACCGAUCAAGGUGACCCUCCGCUUCCUCCUUUGGGAAUGAUUGGUCCGCUUCAUAUCUAUCAAUUCGAGCACCAGGAUGAACCAUCUCCCAUAACACCACUACGGCCAAUCACAGACAAGGGUAUCGAACCGUUGCUUGAUUCCAAUACACCUUCUCCGUGCUCAAAUAAUAAUAGGAUCAAGGAAGAAGGAAAGCUCCAGAGUGAAGACGAGAGUGAUGAGUUGAUCAAGAAGAUCAGAAGGAUCAAGGCACAACACCAGGAUAUGCAACGAAUAUCUAGCCAAAGUGGCCAUCAGUCUCCAGUUAAGGUUCCUAAAGAAACGCCUAGCAUAGAAAACAAUAGUGGAGGCGAAGCAUUCCUUAGCAGCAGCAGUAGCAGUAGCAGCAGUUCCUCUGUCACGAAUCCCGAAGAUUCUCCAAAAGGACCUCCAUCGACGAAAGAGAGAGAUAAUGGGGAUGAAGUAUCUCCUAGCCACGGUGGCAGCAGAGAAAAAGGUUCGGGUACACAUCCAACUCCUCGAUCAAGAUCUCUAUCGACCAACACUGUUCCUCAUAUGGAACCUUCCCUUCCACGGCCACAGGCAUCUAUCAACAGCAGCGAGUCAACCGAUCAUUAUGUAGCCCCGAUCGAUUUAUUAGCACCAGUUGCUACCGAACAUAGCCCACAGCAUCGCGGAGGCAGGCCUUCGCAGCAUACCAAUAGGCAUGUACCACGGCCAUUAACGAUCUCUAUUCCAAAAACCCCACCUCAACCAUCACACCCGCCUAUUUGGGAUAUAAUAGACCUAUCACCGCCUUCAUCACCAUCAUCCUCUGGCUCAUCAAGUCCUCGCGGCUCUAAUAGGCAUUCUCUGCCAUUUGGCACAGGACUUUGGUGGAUCGAACCUCCAGCUGCCAUCUCACCAACAAUGUACGCUCUUCGCGGCCUCCACCGCCACCGCCAUCCUUCUCUUCCAUCGACUCCCACGACUUCAAGUUCCACGUUUCCUAGCCUAUCCGAGGGACCGUCGCCAGAAGCAUCGCCCUCUCCGCCAAAGUCCAUUUCAGAAUCAGGAUCUUCUAUGGAUUCGUCCGCCAUACCCCCACCACUGCAAAUCCAUUAUCAUCAUGAGCCAUCUAGAGCCGGUCAGAUUGGCAGGUGCACCCACUGCUCUCAGCAUUGCCCUCGUCCCGAGGAUCCUCCCGAAUAUCUCAUGCCCAAUGCGCACACGCACAUGAAGAUUUUCAUUCUCAACCUUGCUUUCAUCCGUGCUUUGGCUAUCAUGGAAAGCGAUCCUACAAAAGUUCUUAGUCUGAUGAUAUACAAAGCGCUGCCCAUAGCACAAGGCAUCGAGGAUCCCGUAGCCGAGGCGAGAUGCUGGUAUUGGAUCGGAAAGGCGGAAGCUACCAGGAGUGACUGGGAUGAGAGUCUAAAGGCACUAGAGAAGGCGAUGGAUUUAGGCCUUGCGGAAAAAAAGCGGUACACGGAGGGUCGGGAGAUCCAAAAUUUGCUGGACAUUGUGAAGAGAUGGCACAAAGCGGCAAACACAGCAGCCGAUGGUGAAGAGGAGGUCGAUGAUCCGCUGCUUGGUUUGUCAGUUGCGGAUAGGACUCAGAUGCUUCGGAACGAAGUGGUUCCGGGUCUAUUGCCUCCGGUCGGGGCAAUUGGACUCCUUCGAACGGAUAUCGAGAUCGCGGGAGCGGUCAAGGACACUGAGCGAAAAAUGCAUGAGAUGAACAUUACCACGGAGGCCCAAAUAGAGAAAACUAUCGGCGAAGAAGGCGAAGGAAGUGACACAGCAAAUAAGAACUCCUCUAAGACGGUUACAACAUCAGAGAGCAUCUCGCCUACAACCGCGCGAAUCUAUGCACUUUUCGAGGGUAGUGAGACAGAAAGUACUACAACCCCCGAACAAUCCACCUCAGCCGAGAUCUCUUCCCAGCAAGUCGAACCCACGACUACGUCAUUGCCAGUAUUUUCAGAGCCUAUCCGGAUUGGAAAUCUGCACAAAGAGCAUCCGGAGCGGCCUGAGACGGUGGGAGCUCUACCAUCCCCACGCAACGAGAUCAUCAAGGUGUCACUUCCACCCAAAACACUCAAAGUCUCGGGUCGCCCACCAAUUACGACCUCGACUAGCUUGAAUUGCACCGAACCCGAAGACGAUACGCCAGAGAGGAUGACUGCACAGCUCCUGCGCGACAUAGAAGAGAGGGGGAAAAGAAAGGUGAUCAAUACGGGCAACUCUAUCUAUAAUUUAGAAUUACGGCAGGAACUAGAAGCGUUACUAUCAUCUCCCCCGCCGUCGGACGCAUCAACGGAGACCUUAGAAUCACAAGCCCACUUCCACCCUGAUCCAUACGGAUCAGACCUGCCUCUUGGAACUAUUCAAUACCUAGAAGCCGGCGUUGAAAGCGGGUUGAUGACAAGCCUUACACCUGCCGUGAGGAAACUACAACCUAAAGGGCGUCACGUCAUCGUUCGCCUCAAGUCGUCUCCUAUAAGCCCCAUCAUGGGCGUCGUCGACCUCGAGCCUGAGCUCACUUGGGACCCAUCAGAUGGAACGCGGGCGAGUCCCGAAGCCCAGCUGAACACUGGAGGUAGACGCAACCGCAAUCGAAAUCGGUCUAACUCCUCCUACACACCUCGGCCUGCGCCCAUCCGCCUUACCUACAGACAGCUGGAUCGGAUAGCGACAAUUUACUAUCAGCAAAAUGAGCAAAUGGAGAUGGAGGAUUUGAAUCAGUUAGUAAGGUCCGGCCCUGAUUUGGCUAGGUUCCAAUAUGAUGAAAACAAGGCGAGAGAUCGGGGGUAUCUGACGGAGUGGGAUUGGGUUGAGUUGCAAUCGGCUGGGCCCGAGGAACUUUAUCUUAUGGUCAAGGCAUAUGUUGGCAUUCGGGAUGGUCUGGAGACUCGCUUGAGACAGCUGGAGGACGCGCCUCCUUGAGGGCAGUUUGUCUGGAUUCCUGGCUAAGCGUUUCAAGUUAGGUUCUUAUUCAGUCAUGUACACACAGUACCAGGGCAUUGGUUUGUGGAGAUUUGUUUGCCACCGUCAAGCGUGCCCUUAUCAGAUUUUAUGAAUUUGAAUAGACCCCAAUUCCAUCAUGGGUGAUCUGUUGAUUCGCAGAGGCACGUCGGGGGAUACUUUGUGCGCGCAGAGAAACGAAGCCCCACGUACUUUCUAUCCCAUACACUCGUCUCACGCACAUAAUAUCAGAU
Messenger RNA from Mytilinidion resinicola, 4121 nucleotides. RefSeq lists its product as uncharacterized. The transcript is spliced from 2 exons. NCBI's taxonomy places the organism in Eukaryota, Fungi, Ascomycota, Dothideomycetes, Mytilinidiales, Mytilinidiaceae. The record is from RefSeq and is a predicted model, not a curated record. Gene Ontology annotation, molecular function: protein binding. The coding region runs from base 1 to 3849 and encodes 1282 amino acids.